Gasterosteus aculeatus aculeatus (three-spined stickleback) is the source of this 5384-nucleotide messenger RNA. The record is from RefSeq and is a predicted model, not a curated record. NCBI's taxonomy places the organism in Eukaryota, Metazoa, Chordata, Actinopteri, Perciformes, Gasterosteidae.
GUGUGAGUAGAGAGACGGAGAGGAACACAGAGAGAGAGAGAGAGAGAGAGAGAGACAGAGAGAGAGAAUCGGCAGUGUGUGUGAGAGGUUGAAGGAUCACUUCUCUCCCGUCUUGUUUUGGGGACACUUACCUAGUUCAUCUGAGCGUUGUGGGACUGUUUUAUGUUGUUGUUGACAAGAGCGACGGACCUUUACUCCAGCAUGCUCACUGAGCCUGAGCUACCUCAGGAGUGUAACAGGAUGUCUUCCAAGCGACCAGCCUCUCCAUAUGGGGGGACAGAUGGAGAGGUAACCAUGGCAACCAGCAGACAGCGAAUGGAUGAUGGGGAUAGCGAAGGACUCGGCGGUGUCAUCCACCUCCCCCUGGUCUCCUACUGCGGCAAGGUGUCCCCUCGCUCGCCCACCAACCGCAACUUGGACAGCCCCCCCAACAUGGAGCAUGACCCCACCAAGAGGAGCUCCCUGAGCCCUUACCCCCAGCACAAUGCUACCUCACCGGGCAAAGAGGACGGCGGAGGGCGGCCCUGCAGCGACGGCGGCUCCGUCGCCCUGGGGACACCAGAGAGGCGCAAGGGCAGCCUGGCCGACGUGGUGGACACGCUGAAGCAGCGCAAGAUGGAGGAGCUGAUCAAGAACGAGCCGGAAGAGGCCCCCAGCAUUGAGAGGCUGUUGUCAAAGGACUGGAAGGAUAAACUUUUGGCCAUGGGCUCAGGGCACAUCGGAGAAAUUAAAGGUACCGCGGACAGCCUGGCGGAGAAGGAGCGCCAACUCAUGGGCAUGAUCGGCCAGUUGAGCAGCCUGAGGGAGCAGCUCCUGGCGGCCCACGAGGAGCAGAAGAAGCUGGCCGCCUCGCAGAUGGAGAAGCAGAGGCAGCAGAUGGAGCUGGCCAAGCAGCAGCAGGACCAGAUUGCCCGGCAACAGCAGCAGCUUCUGCAGCAACAACACAAAAUCAACCUCCUGCAGCAACAAAUCCAGCAGGUCCAGGGCCAACUCCCUCCGCUGAUGAUUCCCGUCUUCCCUCCGGACCAGCGGACUCUGGCGGCGGCGGCGGCCCAGCAGGGCUUCCUCAUGCCCCCUGGCUUCAGCUACAAGCCCGGCUGCAGCGACCCCUACCCUCUCCAGCUCAUACCCACAACAAUGGCCGCCGCUGCCGCCGCUGCUGCCACGCCAGGCCUGGGACCCCUCCAGCUCCAGCAGUUGUAUGCAGCUCAGCUGGCGGCCAUGCAGGUCUCCCCGGGGGCCAAGCAGCACGGAGGCGGCCUGCCACAGCAAGGCAACCUGGGCACACACUCCCCGCCCACCAACACACACUCCCAGAGCGAGAAGGGCCGCAGCUCCCCGCUACCAAACAAGACCAAGGACAGUGAGGGUGCACAGCCACUGAACCUGUCGGCCAAGCCUAAGGCAUCCGAGAGCAAGUCACCCAACUCCCCCCCAACUUCCCCACAGGUCGCUGCUGCUGCCGCUGCUGCCAAGCUGGGCCCCGCCGGCUCCGGGAAGCACAGCGUCACCCCCUCCAGUAUCGGAGGUCCACCGAACAGAGUCAGCUCGAUAGCAGACUUGUUGUCCACGCUGUCCACGACCGCCUAUCUGAACGACCACGAGGCUGUGAGCAAGGCCUUCGCAGAGGCCAGGCAGAUGAAGGAGCAGCUGAAGAGAGAGCAGCAGGUCCUGGACGCCAAGGUCGCCGCCGUCAGCAACCUGAGCCUAAACAAUGGACGCUCGGACAAGGACAAGGCAGCCUUGGAGAGUCUGAGUCAACAGCUGAAGCAACAGGCAGAGGACAAGUUCAGCCACGCCAUGCUGGACUUCACCAUGAGCGGAGACUCUGACGGCUCCCCCAGCGUGUCAGACUCCAGAAUAUUUCGGGAGGCUCGGGGUCGUGGCAGCGCAGAGCCGCACAUCAAGCGGCCGAUGAACGCCUUCAUGGUUUGGGCCAAGGACGAGAGGAGAAAGAUCCUGCAGGCCUUCCCCGACAUGCACAACUCCAACAUCAGCAAGAUCCUCGGCUCCCGCUGGAAAGCCAUGACCAACCUGGAGAAGCAGCCGUACUACGAGGAGCAGGCUCGCCUCAGCAAGCAGCACCUGGAGAAAUACCCUGACUACAAGUAUAAGCCGCGGCCCAAACGCACCUGCCUGGUGGACGGCAAGAAGCUGCGCAUCGGCGAGUACAAAGCCAUCAUGAGGUCCCGCAGGCAGGAAAUGAGACAAUACUUCAGUGUGGGGCAGCAGGGCCAGUUGCCCCUGUCCUCCGCAGGCGUGGUUUACCCAGGUACCCUCUCCAUGGCAGGAAUCCCCUCACCCCAAAUGCCGUCAGAGCACUCAAGCAUGUCCAGCAGCCCCGAGCCCAACGCCAACCACCACCAGAACCCCCACCUGGCUGGCCUGAAGGGGGACGAGCCCCGGAUCAAGGAGGAGGAGCUGCGGCUGGACGACAGCAACGGCGACGCGUACGACGACUUCGACUACGAGGACGAAGAAGCAGAUUACACCAGCGACAACGACAACCACAUCACCCAAUAGGGCGGCGUGACAGAAGCUUAAUUUAGAAAGCCCCCCCCCAACCCCCCCACCCACCAAUCAGGAAGAAAACUUUCUCUUUUUGCCAAUUACCUUUGCAUCCCGACCUCACAAACACACGCUACCGUCUCGCCCUCCUGACUAACGCGGACUCUUCUGACAGAGCCAAGACCCCCCCUCCAAGCCCCCCCUCCCACUGGAGUCCUGAUACCAGCAUUCUGAUCAUUCAACGGAAGCACAGGACCUGUCACUCACACUGACUGUUACACGAACUGGUGUCCGGGAGCACGAGACGACCAAGCCAAGCUUCUGACGCUCGCUGAGGAAUAUUCAAGUACUACUGCAGGUUGAGUGAGGAGACAUCGAAAUCACGCUCAAAAAGCAACCUUUUAGAACCGUUUGUGGAAAGAGGAGACAUUUUCAAAAACGACAGACGGAUCAGUGGACCUGUCAAAGGCUAACAGAUGACACUUUAAGAUGGCGGACCUGUUUAUUAACAAGAGACACUUUAAAAAAACGAAAAAAAAAAAAAACAGCUUUUUUGUUCUUCGGUUCUAUAAUAUUCUCACUCAGGUACACGGUGCCAAUAAGUGGCUUGUGAAUGUGAUUUGUUGUUUUUGUGCUACAAGUUUGAAUAAUAAUAGAAAAAAGAGACUUUUCUUUUUUCCCUCCUUUUGUUGUAAAGCAGACAGACAUCAGACGUGUUUAUUUUUAACAAAAACAUAUCUUUUCAAGCUCUCAGUGUGCCCCCGUGUUUUUUUGCGACUGCCCGCUUCCCGGGUUGGAACGGUCCAGCCAGGACUGACCAGCGCAGCGUGGACCGUCCCGCGUUGAGGGAGAGAGGGGGAGUCUCUGGCGUGCACUGUGCUGUGAGACAAUCCGCCAGUCACCUUCUCGCUUCGUCCCUUUUAUCCUAACCUCGUCUGGGGGCGAAACACCAGUACGACUCGGCAGUGUGUGUCGCCGUGUGCGUACAAUCUCAUUCCCAGUGCGAGGAAAAAGGCCCAAAACAUCCAGGACACGGAAAGACGGGCUUACACUGCUGCUGUUUUUAAUUGUACCACACACACACACACACACACACACACACACACCCACACACGUGUAUACACACCCUCAGUGUUUUCCUGCUCCCUUCAAUCAACAUCGUCUUGCUGCCCUGAGUGGGCGGAGCUGAGCUGAAGCAGCCAGUCAGUGUUUCUGUUUGUAUUAGAAUACUGUAUUUUAUUAUUUCUCUUCAAACUGCCUCUAGUCUAAUAAUAUUAUUAACAAUAAUUAUAAGGAUGGUCAGCGUUUCCUAAGUUUAGUAAGUUAUGUACAGUAUAAUUUAUUUUUCUCCUCUAUAUUGCGUUUUUAUGACCAUAUGAAACUAUGACAGUUGAUGAAACAUUAUUCUAUUUAGCUGUAGGUAUUUAGAUCUAAACACAAGUUGUCAUUUUACCUUGCUUUGUUUUGCAUUUGUUUGUUCCCUUUCCUUUUUUGAUGCGUUUGUUUUGUAUUAAUCCUUGUGGCGGUAAGGUGGGCGGGGUUAGAACUCAACGCCGGCACUCCUCUGUCUGAAGACGCGACCUCGUCACGUCCAAACCCAUUUCUAAAAAGCACUCAGACUCUGAGAAAAAGAAGAACAUGUUUUUUUUUUCUUUAAAUUGUUAUUAUUUUAUUUGUAACGGUUAUUAUAAUGUAUAAUGUGAAGUUUCCUCUGUUUUAUUUUGCCUUUAACUUUCUUUUUUUUUUUUUCCCUGGAAAUCAGUUUUAUCAUUUUUGGAAACUGUUUUCUGUGAACAAAGAGUCCCGUCCCUGUUUACUAGUUAUGGCCGCCUCACCGAGACACAGUGGAACAUCUUCGGCUUGGAUCCACACGUAUACAUGCACAAACACAAUCGCUAACACACACACAGGCAUACAUGUGUCAAAUGAAGAGAUUAUCACGACAACCAAACGAAUCCCAUGCUGUCCCUUUUCUGUUUUCAUAAAAUCUAAUAUUCUAGAUUUAAAAUCCUGUACAUAUGCUUUGUUUGGUGUUUUUUUUUUUUUUUUUAAUUAUAGGAAAGCGGUGUUUACUGUGAUCCACAAAGGUGUUCCUCUAUUUAUGUGUGUGUGUGAGACGGCCAAACGUAUAUACAGUAUCUUAAAAGUCACUUCUCAUCAGGAGCCCUUUGCUUUGUUUGAGCUCCACGCGACGCUGCAGGGGCCACGACUACUGUUCAGGUGUGCUGUCGCAUGGUGAUCUCCACAAUCAUUCUCGCUGUAGAUGUUCGCUACACGCCACAUAAUGAGCCGGUGGGUCUUAAUUUAGCUGUAUAGUCACCCCUGUUUAUCACGACAUGGUUCAACCCGAUGCUGGAGAGAGGGGGCUGUGUGUAUCAACCCAAUUUUAGGGUGUCAGGUGGGUCGGUGGGGGCAUUAAGACGUCUGACCCCAAAUCAAGACAAUGAAAAGGAUGAUGAUGAUAUUAUUUAAGACAAUCAAAGUCAUGAGUGGAGCUCAAAACAAAGUAAGAAUUAUUACAAGUAAAACAAAAAAUAUCUUACUAUCUCAACUUGAAAAAUCAAGAAAGAUAAUUAUGUAAAUAUAACAUAGAGUUAUAGAUUUAUAUUUUGUUCAUAACACAGUGUAAUAUAAGUUGUAUAUUUCUUUUUCUCUCCCUACUGUCUCUUUUAUUGAUGUUAUCCAUGCCACAGAAAAGCAGGAGUCGCAGUACUCACACAAAAAAAAUAAAGAAAAAUAUCAAAGAAAUAAGGAAAAACAGGAAAGGAGAAAAAAAAAGCCGUGGGCUGCCACCACCAUCUGUUCUAAGUUCACUUUUUUUCAGUAUUACUGCCAGACAAGGCUCUAAUAAAGACAGCAAUGUGUUGGGUAAAACU